Didymodactylos carnosus is the source of this 1115-nucleotide messenger RNA. The record is from the annotation of a GenBank genome assembly. Lineage: Eukaryota; Metazoa; Rotifera; Eurotatoria; Philodinida; Philodinidae.
AUGUUUUACACCACUAAAACAAGCAUCGAAGGUUCAGCAAAAUACCCCAAAGAUGAUAGUAGUAGUACUUGUGAUGAAAGUGAUGGAGCCCGCUCUGUAAUUGACCAUGAAAUGGACUAUUUUUUUUCUGUCGAUAGUACACGUAAAUUGGAACCCAUUCGAGCUAGAGGUGAGGCAAAUUUAAGUGAUUCAGAUGCGUAUUUAUCAACUAAAUUUUACGAUGAGCCAUCUGAUGAAGAAUCUCUGUUCAGUGAUACAGAAGAUCAUGACACAGAUAACAUUUUAUUGAGAUAUGGUCUCACAGAACCAAUUCAUCCGUACACGAAUCAGUCGACAUACAUUAUUGCAUCGAGUUCUUACGUUUGUCAAGAGAUUGUUUACUGGACAAAAAUAAGCGACAGAACACACGCAGUUAUGCCAAAACAAAAAAUUCAGUUUGAUGAAAAUCUUGACGGAAUCGGAUGGGUAAAUUUUAACGGACAACGAUAUCUUGGUACAAUAAUUCAGGAAGGAGAUAAAAAAAAAAUGGAACGACGGGCCAAAUAUCUUGAUAAGAUAUAUUCAACUCAAGAAGAGAGUAGUUGCGAAGAUGAUGAACGUUCAAGCAUAAAGAAAAACCUUACAAAACGUCUCAACAGUGACGAUGAAGAAGAAAGUUCGAAUCAGAACAAUGAUACACAAAGUACAGAAAUUGCAGCUGGAACCUAUCUUCAACAGGUUGAAAAUUUAAUUGGUAAUGAGUCAUCAAGGAAUCAAGCGAUGAAUGAUACGACAAGGAAUCUUUUCUACCCAUGUAAAGUCAUUGCGUUUGAAAAGACGCGUCUAAACGCGUUUUUUUCAGAAAAAAAUGGUCAGACGCGCCUGAACGCGUCGUACCGAGAUGCGUUUAGACGCGUCUAGCACUUUUUAUUAAAAAAAACGCGUCUUAACGCGCUUUACCAAAAGAAGUCUCCAAGACGCGUCUGAACGCGUCGUACCGUGACGCGCUUAUAAUCCUCACUCAUCGUGUCAAAAUCAAUCGAAAGCGUUUCAAGACUUGUGCCGAUUUCCUUGAUAAAAUACACAUAUUCAGAGAAUGCGAAAGAAGUGAGACCAGACAAUGUUUCAAUGCGGAA